AUAAUUUAUUUAUUCAGUUACCAGACAAGCGAACAGAAGCAAAAGUUUGUCGAUGCAUUAUUUGUCAUUCUCGGCAGCAAACCCACUAUUCACGCUCAUAUCGAAAGCGUGAAAGCACUUCCGGAUAAUUUCACAGAGAUUUGUGUUUACGUGACUGAGAAGUUUCGCGGACGCAUUUCUAGUAAAGAAUUGGCUCAAUACUUCAAUCAAGCUACACAGAAGCAGCAGUUGGAAACUCAACUGAAGGUUGAUAAAGAAAAAAUAAUCUCUCGGGUUCAUAUGGAUAAACAGCAAAAAGAGCUCUAUCUAAAAGAUCCUCCAACCGGAUUCGAUGCAUCAUUAUGGGCACAAGCUGUGCGAGAGAAUCCAGACCCUGAAAGAUUACUUCCGUAUCCAAUCCGCGGCUUCGAGCAGCUGAGAAUGAGACAGAAGGCACAGAUUGAGAAU
Molecule: messenger RNA, 447 nt
Organism: Strongylus vulgaris
Lineage: Eukaryota; Metazoa; Nematoda; Chromadorea; Rhabditida; Strongylidae
Source: the annotation of a GenBank genome assembly